CCUUGUAAUAAAGACUUGAUCAACAGUCGCCGCGUCGUAGCGAAUUCACGAGCAUCGUCGGCUGCAAACUGUUGCGUUCUUUGUUGAAUGAAAUGCAGCGAUCGAACGCUGCACCAUCCGCCAGGCAGUGUGAAUCCGAUAAAUCCCGUGAAAAUUGGCUCUCCUUCAUUAUAGAGCCGCUUUUAACUUCGUGGAUCCGCUUCGUCAAUUACUUCGAAAUUUCGUUUGUCGUUACGUUAUCCGAAACGUGAGAAUCUUGGAGAUUGUAUUCAAUGAAUCUAAACUGGUCGAUGAUUCUCCAUCACAAGGCACGUUGUUUGUGAUUUUUCUGAAAGUGCGUGUAUAUAUAUAUAUAUAUCUUCUUCGCUUUCGAUAAUUUCUUAUGUAUCAACUAGCAGUUAUUUCUCUUCGUAAAGUGAACGCAGAGUACUUUAAGUGAUAUAUUUUCAUUCUUUGUUUACGAUAUUUCCGCCUCGUAAGCAGUCACUCGUAAUCGUUGUUGCACAUGUACAAUGAUAACAGAUAACAGAUGAUAACACAGAGCCCGGCAAACAAAUAUCCAUCAUCGCAGAUUAAACUCCAGUGAUCUAUCUCGGCCAUUAUUUUAAGUAUACGUCUAACCAGUCGUCGAAACGUAGGAAUUUUUGAAAUGGGUGAGUAUCUCGAUGACGCAGCCGUUGGUUCAUCGACAAGAAUGAUCGAGGAAAAAGGACGCGCCGUUCAACUGACAAUUGGAGGAGGCGAACAGUUUUUGAAUUCAGACGCCCGCUCGGUUGCCAGGAUGCACAUAGAGUUUGACAGCCUCUCGUACUCUGUGUGCUCCAGCAAAGGGAAAUCAAAGACGGUGUUGAAGAACGUGACAGGAUGCUUUCGUCCUGGGAGAUUGACGACAAUUGUCGGCCCAUCCGGCGCUGGAAAAACCACGUUGCUUCGUGUUAUAUGCAGCGCGAGAACUCCAGAUGUUAAUGUUAAUGGUUCGAUCACCAUUAACGGCGACGAAUGGAAUGGCAAUGCUUUCCGAAAGCAAAUAUGUUUGAUACCGCAGGAGUUCGCGCUUCAACCGUUGCUCACUGCCAAGGAAACACUGUACAUCGCAGCACGUUUGAAGACACGAGACAUUCACGACGAGCGUACUGUCAAUUUCAUUGUGACGGAAAUAGCAGAAAAUCUGAACUUGACAAGCUGCCUGAACACUCUAGUGGGAAACCUAAGCGGCGGAGAGCGAAAAAGAUUGUCGAUCGGCGUAGAAAUAACCACGAAACCAUCCGUUUUGUUAAUCGACGAACCAACCAGCGGACUCGACAGUGCAUCUUCGAAUCAGGUAAUUGGACUGUUGCAUAAAAUAGCAAAAGGAGGUUGCACGGUCGCUUGCGCGAUUCAUCAACCAAGCAGUCGCAUGAUAUCGCAAUUUGACGAUUUACUAGUGAUACAUAACGGGACAUCGUUCUAUUGCGGUCUUUGGGACGAUGUUUUCUGUACCUUCAGCGAGGCAGGAUACGUGUGCCCUCAAUUUUAUAAUAUAUCUGAAUUUGUUUUGGAAGUGAUAACGGGAGAGAGAAGCGGAGAUUUGAAUAAUUUCCGCAAACUUAGCCAAGAUAAAUACUCGAAAUGGAGGGAGCAUUACGAACGUCCUGUUGCGGAAACAGAUGUUACAGCUGCACCAAGAUCAGACGUCACUACCAAGAACUCGAAGUCGUCUAUCUGGCAGGAGCAGAAAAUUUUGCUACUGAGGGCGUUCAUCUGUAUCAAACGGGACCAUAUGUUGACGAAGUUGAGACUCACGGCACACGUGGUAAUAGCUUUUUUACUAGGCAUAAUGUUCUAUGAUUCCGGUGCCAAUGCUGAUAGGAUUCACAGCAAUAUAGCUUGCGUAUUUUUUAUCCUGAUGUUUUUAUAUUUUGCGAACGCCAUGCCGGCUGUACAGAUGUUUCCUGUGGAGGCUGCCGUUUUCUUACGAGAGUACUUGAACAAUUGGUAUCGUUUAAGGUCUUAUUUUUCUAUAAAAGUUUUGUCAGAUCUUCCGUUACAAAUUCUUGCGCCUUCGGUGUUAAUUACAAUAAUGUACUACAUGACUGGCCAACCGAUGGAACGGGACAGAUUUUUACGCACUUGGCUGCUUUGUGUUCUGACAACAAUCGUUGGACAAUCAUCAGGAAUGCUCAUCGGCGCUGCCUUCAAUACACAGCUGGGAACUUUCUUGAUUCCUGCGCUCAACAUGCCAAUGAUACUGUUUGCCGGAUUUUUCCUAAAAUUCAGCGAGGUGCCAUUAUUCCUUCAACCAUUCUGCUCCAUUAGCUUCUUCAGGUUUGCAUUUGAAGGCAUUUUACAAGCGUUUUACGACGGAGACAGGGAGAGAUUGCGGUGUUACGAAAUUUAUUGUCAUCUACGUUCGCCUAAAAGGGUGUUAGAAGAGAUGGACAUGCCUGCAAUUUCUUAUUACACGACUGUGUUAGGUUUAUGCGUUUGGAUACUGUUACUGCAACUCUCGACAUAUUUGGUGCUUAAAUGGAAAGCACAAAAAGCUAAACAAUGAACGUAUUUAAAUUUUUAUAUUUAUAUUCUUCUUCUAUAGAAACGUGUCGUACGGGUGUUUCAUGUGAUAAUCGGAUUAAUUAAUUUUUUUUUUAUCCGAAGAUAUUUUUGUACACUGCAAUUGUGAUGUUUAUAUAAAGUCGAACUCACAUAACACAAUAAAAAAAGAAAUAUUACAAAA
Messenger RNA from Frieseomelitta varia, 2713 nucleotides. Its product is annotated as ATP-binding cassette sub-family G member 4-like. The record is from RefSeq and is a predicted model, not a curated record. Gene Ontology annotation, cellular component: plasma membrane. Gene Ontology annotation, molecular function: ABC-type transporter activity; ATP binding; ATP hydrolysis activity. Lineage: Eukaryota; Metazoa; Arthropoda; Insecta; Hymenoptera; Apidae. The coding region runs from base 650 to 2533 and encodes 627 amino acids. The transcript has 11 exons.